This is a messenger RNA of Pelobates cultripes (western spadefoot toad), 4947 nucleotides long. The record is from the annotation of a GenBank genome assembly. Lineage: Eukaryota; Metazoa; Chordata; Amphibia; Anura; Pelobatidae.
CUCUUAUCUGCUUUGUAACUUUUGAAAUUUGGAUAAUUUUCUUAUUUACAGAUUGAAGAUUAUUCUGGUGGAUCAUCUCUUGCCUUUAUUAAUAUAUAUUAUGUUUUCUUCCUUGCACCACAUCCCAAUAUCUGGUCAAGGCCACUUUUUUCUCCUCUGUCCAUGAUCUCUGUAGUUUGCAUUUCUGUAGAAUUAUUUAGAAUGAUUGGUGGGUAAAUUAGGUUGGUCUCUGAAAAGGUACCUCCAAUGCCAAAGUUUAUGUAAACUUUAUUUACAUAAUGUUAGACCCCGAGGCGUAACUAGAAACCACGGGCCUGGUGUAAAAACUGCUGUGCCCCCUCCCCCCAUACGUUGCCCAGAUAUACAUGCAGACACACACACACCUAAGAGCAUGGGCCACCGCACGUGUUCUACCGCAACACACGGCGGCGGAUGCCACUGUCGCAGGUGUCCGCAGGGCAGCCAGGCCCCCUGGAUUGGCGGGCCCGGUAGCAGCUGCGACCACCGUAGUUCCGCCACUGGUUAGUCCUUACCUUGGCCUUAUUGUUGUACACUAAAGAUAAAGGGGAACUGGAGGGACAAAAACGAUUACUAGUUUUUAAUUGCAAAAACAAAAAACAGCGCCACUUUAAAUCUCCCUUAAAUGCAACAGUUCAUGUGACUGGCAGAGGAUCAACAAUAUAACUCCAAACAGCUGGAGUGCCACAUAAUAAAAUCACUGUAUAGACCAUAUUCUUUUAUUGUAGUAGAAUGUUACUGAAUUUGCUGGCCUUUAACAAAAUGGUUGUCUAAUAGGUACAUUAUUGAUGGGAGUCCUCAAAAAAUACAUCUGGUGUAGAGCACAGAAGUUAGAAAUACCAGGAAUAAUGUAUUGGUAUCCAUGGCAUCUAAAGGUUGUCUUCGAAGUGGAGGAUUUAUCAAAACCCAAAAUGUUUUUUACUUUGCAGAACUAAUCCAGUGAAGCCAAUGAACGCUUCUCAGAACAAGCCCUCUUCCACCUUCUCACAGCCCAUCAAAGGUUACGAGAAUGCAUUGAACACUGUCAAGGUAAUGUAAUCUUUAUAAAUAAAACUCCGUGCUUUACACGAAAUUCUACAUUGCCAUUAUGGCAGUACACCCUUUCAUGAAGCAACAUUGUGUUGCAUUAACUUAUUAAAGCAAGUUUUGCAAAAACCCCAAAGGUGACCUCUCUCCUCGGGGAUGAAGUGACAACAUUGUGCAAUAGGAGGUAGUUACUUUACUUACCUAAAGCUGUCCCUCGCUGCUGCUGCCAUCUUCUUGGGGACAUUCUUCAGCUCCUGGCACUCUGUGCGGCCUAUGGAGGAUCCUGCAAGAUGGUGGGAUCUUCCAUAGAUCAUGCCUUACAAUGAGCUAGACAAUACAGCUAUUUGACUGACCACUACUGGGAUUUGACAAACCUUGACAGUGAAGCUCCUCAGGUUUGUCCGUAAGUCCCUACCUUAUCUUGUAUCAAAUUUGGAUUGUGUUGGAACUCCAAUGAAAUUCCAGCACAGUCAGUACUAUACCUUUGUGAGAUAUUGAGAAGAGACAGAGCCACUAUAACUCACAUUUGGGGAAAUCAAAGCUGUCCAUAAAGUUCCCUUUACAAAAAAAACAAAACAUCAAAUCAAUGAAGCUACAGACACUCCCAUGAGAACAGAUAGUGUAUACAAAUCCAGUUGUUCUCUUUUCUAAAAGGCUUUCUAGCCAAAACUGAUGCAGGCAAUAUUCUUACUGAAAGCAUAGUGUUAACACGAAUUUUUUCAUGUAAUGUAAAACAGUCAUUUUAACUGACUUGAUACUAAUCCUUAAGAUUAUAUUUUACAUUUGGUUUCUAGUUGAUCACUCAACAAAUAAAGUUAACUUGUCAAAAUAAGAUGUUUCUCCUAGUUCUUAAAUUAAUGUUUGUCCUCUCUGCAGAAAUACGACCCCUCUGAUCCAGCCUCUGCCUAUGCACAGCUCACACAUGAUGAGCUUAUACAGCUAGUUUUAAAACAAAAAGAAACCCUUACAAAGAAAGAAGCACAAGUGCGGGAGUUGGAGGAUUACAUCGACAAUCUGCUGGUUCGGGUCAUGGAGGAGACGCCCAACAUCUUGCGGAAUGGAGUACCUCUAAACAAGAAGGCUGGCAAAGUUUAAAAUCCAGGCUCACUAACUGGCAAGAACUGACUGCACUGCUCACUUUCAGUGUGAUAACAUAAUGGGGUCGCACAGCUUACCACUUGGUUUUUGGGGAAGAGCUGAAGUAUAAUCUACCCAGAUUAUGUUAUCUAGGAUGAGUGAAUCUUAUCUCCUUAUUGCUUUAAUAGAAAGAUUUACGUGUUAAUUUAUCUAAAGGAAUAUUUAACUUUUCCAUUGCUAUUCAGGUUAAAUUUACUAACCUUACAAAAUAGCCACGCAGGCAUUAUUUUGUUAGUCAGUAAGAGCCUUGUGCCUUUUUGUGGGUACUGUUGGUAAGUAAACUAUUUACUUAAACCUGCAUGUGGUGAAAUUUCCCACCACUAUAGUCUUCCUCUUCUAGUGCCUUUAGACUGUGUGCUUUUUAUGGACAUCCAAUAAUUGUCCAUCAACUCUUUUAGAAUUAAUUUAAAUCCAAGCUGCUGACUGAAGAUGCUGUCACAGCAAUAUUUGUUUCACUUUAAUUAGGGUGGUAAUUACUUGGUCAGUGUGCAAUAAGUCUUUACAGGAUGUAUUCAGGUUCACGGCCUUUCACAAAAGAUAAAAUUAUCUGCAAAAUUCUUUAGUUUGGGAUGCCAAACUAUCUUACAUGCACGUUGGUGGCUGUAAAGCCCCCUGAGUAAACUACAGUUAAUCCUGGAAUGCCUUGCUGACAUAUUUAACUCGGUACGUUAAGCUUCCACCUUCUCAGAGACCUCACACUCGGUACUACUUUCCUUUAGAUCAAUCGCACGUGUAUUUAAAAAUAAUAGUCUACAUUUGCUACUUGUAUAUAAGUUGGUCUGUAAACACUGUAAAUAGAUCAGAAUUUCUUCCUACUUUUCCACUUGCCACUUUCUUUAAAUGAAGAAUUGUAGAUUUCUAUCUUUUUUUUUUUUUUUUUUUUAAUCUGCAUUUUUAAAUGAACAAAUUCCUUUCUGUCAAUGAAGACCGUACUUGUGUUGCAAAGACAAUCUUACCAUAGAUUUCACAUACAUAAUAAUAAAUUAUCUUUGGAUAUAUACCAGGUCAGAUUACAGAAGUCUAUUACACAUAAUUGAUAGUUAAUCUAAUUUCUGCCAUACCAGGCAUCUAACUUUUCUACAAAUGUGCCACCAGCUUUCUGGUGAAAAUGAGACCUCAUUGUGAUUAUACAAGUACUGGGUUUUUAUAAAGCCUUAAGCAGUGGAGUAGAAAGAUACAUAUGCACUGGGGAAACAAACUGCUUUGACUAAUCAAGGCUGACUUGAGAGGUUUACACAACUUGACCACAGAGUACCACUGAACUGCCAGGGUUGCAGAAUUUGUGUAACAGAAAGUCAUAUGGUUUGAAGGACAAUCUUGUCAACAUUGUAGAGCGCAUUUAUUGCUGUGCGACUUUGUUUUGACAUUAAGGAAAGUGUUUUUGAAUCUUUAAAGUGGUAUUUGGUUCUCUGUUGAUUUGUCUUUAUGUAUGUGUUUGCCAGAUUCCGCCAUGCAUUAGUCUGUAUGUCUGGUGCAGGAUGUGGUCUAUUAUAAUUUCCCUAAUGUGCAAUUAUCAAGGAUGCAGUUCCUAUUGACAUGGGAAAUUCUGGUGGCAUAUGUUUGACAAAUAUAACCUGCUUCCAAGAUAUAUCUUGCAGGGUGUUUUGAAUAUUAUAAUACACUGGUUUACUGUUUAACCAAUUCAUUUUACAUUAUAUCUUAAAACACAAUGUGUAUCUGUUUUAUCUCACAUGUAGUGCCUUGAAACAGUGUUUUGGGUUUUUUUUGUAAUUGGACAACUCCAAGACAAAUCUUGAGGGAGAAUUCGUGUAGGAAGUGAUGCUGAGAUUUGACUGUGAAAUAUAAGGUUCAUAUGCGUUCUCCAACACAGAAUAAUAGGUCAGGUUUAUUCAUAUCACUAAACAUUGUCCCAUAUUUUGCCUAAUGUAAUCUUUAGUAAAUUUAGAAUGCUUGCUAUGCAGUCAGUGACUCUUGUGGCCUAUCUGGUAACCCAGUCAAUCAUGGUAAGAGCACUAAGGCUACAGUGCUUCCUUGCUCAACACAAUUGUAAGUAAAUGGUUUAAAAAUGUAGAAUUGUUGGUGGUUGGACGCGUUUAUUGACCAGAGGUUUGGACCUCGGAUGACCACAUUAUCCAGAGAACAAAUCUGUGGGGUUUUUUUUUAUAGGGGUGGACAAGUGCUUUGACAUGAGGAAGUCAGAGAUAAAUGUAUCAUUAGAUGUAUAUUUCUCUACAGCGAUUGCAUGUUUAGAGGAGUAAAUCAUUUGGAUAUAUUUUAAUAUAAUCACUUGAAUAAACAUCUGAGAAAUGUUUUGACAAAUGUCAUGGAAACCUUUUAGAAAGACUGACAUUAAAGCACUUUCUCUGAUUUGAUCUUCCACCAAUCACAGUGCCUAUUUUAAUGUUUGUGUUGAUUGAAGUUUGUUUCCCCCCCCUCCCCAAAUUCAUUCCUAAACAUGAGUGGCAGCAUGCCUUCUAGGGACAGAUGACCUGCUGGCCUCCAGCACUUUAACAAGACUGCAGAUAUAGAAUGUAUACACUGGAAUGUUUGUAGUGAUGAUCUAUUUAUAAAGAUAUUGAAUAUGAAUUUUUUGAAUUUGAAAAUGAAAUGAUUUACCAUAAUUGUGUCGAGUCUGUUUCUUAGAGUGUGUGCUAAAUGGUCUAUUUUCUAUGCAAUACACAUGAGGUUCUUUAAAUUUCUUUUUUUUUUUUUUUAAUACUUGAAAUAAGUGUAACCCUUGCAUGUCAAUCAUUCAGACCUAUACACAGAACAAAUAUAAAAAUAUUGAAAUAAAAUAUAUCCUGG